Meriones unguiculatus (Mongolian gerbil) is the source of this 3174-nucleotide messenger RNA. RefSeq names its product G protein subunit gamma 4 (gene Gng4). Gene Ontology annotation, biological process: G protein-coupled receptor signaling pathway. NCBI's taxonomy places the organism in Eukaryota, Metazoa, Chordata, Mammalia, Rodentia, Muridae. Gene Ontology annotation, cellular component: heterotrimeric G-protein complex. Gene Ontology annotation, molecular function: G-protein beta-subunit binding. Bases 409 to 636 code for a protein of 75 amino acids. The transcript is spliced from 4 exons. The record is from RefSeq and is a predicted model, not a curated record.
AGUGGGUGCGGCCGGCGUGGCGCAGCAGGAGAGGCUUCGGGGGGGUCACCGCCCUGCACCCCUUGGGCCGGCUGCGCAGACCCGGAGCCCCCCGCUCUACGCGGUGGCUUUGCUGUGACUUGGGCUCGGCGCCGCGCCCCCUUUCUCCCCAGACGCGCGCAGUCUUCCGCGGCCCGGGACCCCGCGGCGGGGCGCACCUUCACCGAGUCCGGGGCGCGCGAUGCCGCUCGGCCUGGCCGCUCCCGUCGAGCGCCGCUCGGGGGACCCAGCCCGCGUCUGAGCGCCGUCGGCUGCGGGGAGCUCCGCAACAGGACCUGAGCCAGCCUCUCUUCUGACAGCCAGCUGCUCCUGCCCCAGUGUCCCCUGCCUGGACCUGCCUCAGUACCACCUCUCAGCAGGGAGCACAGAAUGAAAGAAGGCAUGUCUAACAGCAGCACCACCAGCAUCUCCCAGGCCAGGAAAGCUGUGGAGCAGCUCAAGAUGGAAGCCUGCAUGGACAGAGUGAAGGUCUCCCAGGCCGCCUCGGACCUCCUGGCCUACUGUGAAGCCCACGUGCGGGAGGACCCUCUCAUCAUCCCGGUGCCUGCCUCAGAAAACCCCUUCCGGGAGAAGAAGUUCUUCUGCACCAUUCUCUAACACCCGUGGUGAUGAAACGGGCCCUUUCCUGUGGUAAACGUCCAGAGUAGAGACCGCGCAUGCUCCCGUGUAGAGGCAUGCUUCCUGCGUGCACCAUACCUCUGUCUAACCAAUCAUGAUCUGGGCUCAUCUUGUUUUAUUAUAUUUUCUUCAUGACAUUGUUUCCUCUUCCUUUUUUUUUUUUUUUUUUUUUGGUCUCGUUUUUGUUAGUUCCAUCCCUAGUGAAGAAAACAAACAUUUUUAUAGCCAAAUAGCAGAUGUGCCAUAUGAAAGCGUAGGUUUAACGAUCUACACUUUUUAAACAUUAAUUCCCAACUGUAAAUAUAUCCAGUUAAUAAAUCUUAGCAGGUUAUCCACUGAAAUCGAAACCAUGCCCAAGUGUCCCCCAUGCACAGUAGCAGACGAGAACUUGAUGGGAGAGUGAGGUCUGUUUCUCCUCUGACACCUGUAUCCUGGGUGUCCUCAGGGACCGCGUGGAUGACUCAUGUCUCCACUUGGUUCUCACCGAUCGUCCCAGAGCUGAUGCUUCGGAAAAUGUAUUUGUGAUGCAGACACUGGUGCAGCCUCGUCUGUUGGUAUUUCCAGACAGCCCCAGGUCCUCAGUCCAGAUGCCAUCUUCUUGCUUGCUCCCUCCUACUUGGAGUUUCUAGUAAGGCCAGGAGCACAGUACUGGGCUCGCUGGAGUCUCAGCAGAGUCUUCCCUGGAAGGAUGGACCAGAGCGAGUCACCGCCACUCACUGAUGGGAGAAUUUAUGGGUGUUACCGUAUUUAACCUAAUAGUAAGCACUCUGAGUGUAGGUCUCUUACAGAGAGGGACUCUCCCAGGCACAGAGACUACAGACAGAAAGUAGGCAAACCAGAGCUUCCAUAUGUGGGUAGCCCGUCCCUAAAGCCCUCUCUGAACCCCUGAACUGUGGCUGCCUGUUACAGGUCUGCAGAUCCACAUACAGUCCUAACUGCACAGUAGAAAGGAAGCAAACACAUGCUUCGUCAUGCCAAGUGGCCCCCCGCUUCUCUCCUACCUUGCUGGGGAGAAGUGUCACAGGCCUAGAUUCGGGCAGUCUGUGACGGAUGACAUAUGGGUGCCCCAAGACCAGAUAGCUGGAAGCCCUGAGAUUUUCCAAGGCAAGGCUAUGGGCCCCUUCUAGAGCACCCCCAUUCCCUCCUGAUGAGAGAGGAGGUAACCACAGUUGCUGAGGGCCCAGUGGGGACAUUUAUUUUGUGGCUAUUUGGAAAUUGCCUCUCCCCUGGAUCUCAGAGAGGCUUGAUGGGUGCUGCUGGGCGAGCCAUUGUGUGCUAAGCUGUUCAAACCAGCAAAUUGCAGAUGACGGUAAUUAUUCCUUUUGCUCUUCUGCCAGGGCAGACACCCAGUAAGUCCCUGAUUAUCCUUGAAAACCAAUAUGUGCUGGAUGACAACCUAGAAUGUUGGGAAGCAUAUGUGACCAAUGGUUCUGAAGUGAGGACUGUAAAAUGGUCUCCAAGGAGGCAGCUUUCAUUUUUAGAUGGGUCAGUGCCUUGCUACCCUCUCUUGCAGUGUUUGUGGAAAACCGCUCUCAGUGUCACCACUGGGCAUGAGAUGAGAGGCUGACGCCGUGUGGUGUUUUUGUUGGGCCUUGCUGUUUGCCCACAAAUCUUGUUUGCAACAAGAUCUCUUUAUUCUGUGGCCCACGUUGGCAUCAUUAACCCAACAGAUUAGACCAUAGUUUACAAAAGCCAAGGAUGUGGUACAGUGGCAAAACCAGGUCAAGGAAACAGCGUGCUUUAACCUCCUACCAAACCGUCUCUACUUUACCAUCUCCUGUUUCCAGCCAUCUUUCUUAUGUUCUCCUGUGGAUGCCGUGCCCACUUAAACAGUCCUGGGAAGACACUCCCACUCCACUCCUUGGACCCACUGAGCUUUCUGACCCUCAGCAUCUUUCUUGCUUAUCCCUAGAUUUUUGUUAAUCUUUGGAGUCUUUCGAUCCAUCCAGUAAAUUCAUCAUUCCACAAAAUUUCCUCAUUUGGAUGUAAAUAUCAUGUGUGGUGACAACUCCACUCCUGAGUAUAUACAGAAAUGUGUACCUAUAUAUAUCAUUAGAAGGAAUGUAUUGGAGUGUCCACAGAAACACUGUUGAGAGUAACCCCUAACCAGAAGGAGCCCCUUCUGCCCUUGCUGAAGGGGUAAACAGAUGAGGGUCAUUCGCAUAGUGGGCUCCUGCAGGGCUGCUGCAGAAGGGACAGUCUUAGCUCCACCCACAGCAUGAUGUGAAUCUUGCCCGUCUUGGGGACUGGGAGCAGGCAAGUCCAGGCCUACGGUUCCAUUUUCAUACAGUGCAGGCCUGGCGGGCCAACCCAUGCUGAUUCAAAAAGGAACAGUAGCUGUUCUUAAAGGGGCAACAGAGAGGGGAUACAAAAGGCUUCUGGAAUGCUCUGGAUCUGGAUCUAGCUGCGGGUCACCCUGGUAUGUUUAGUUUCUGAAAGCUCUCCUAGGUGUCCACUUUUGGGUGCUUUUCUGUAUGUGUUAUACUCCAAUAAAAAGUUGGGUUUGGUGACUACCAA